AUGGAGCCGGAGGAAAUAAUCAGUCUUGGGGCUGAUAGCCCUGGAGGCGGUGAUGAGAUUGAUGAGCUUAAUUCGAAAUGUGAAUCUGAAAAUCAUAUGGUUGAAGAAGUCAAGGAGAUUGGGGAGAUCUCUGGGAGCUCAGGGGAUGAUUUAGAUAGAGAGACUCAAUGUUUGCCUGUUGCUGAUAAUGGUGACAUCAUGAUUGAAACUCCUCCUAGCUUUGAAAUUAGCGUUGAAACCAGCGAAACUGUUGCUGUAACGGAAACGAUGGCAAGCUCCCUACCUGUUCAGGCUGAGAAUGUUUGUCUUACCGCCAAAACUGAAACUAUUCUUAGCAAUGACCGAGGAGAUGAUCUUCCUCCUAGUGAUCGGGAGAUUUCUGCCAGUUCUUUAUCUGGUGUUAAGAGGCGGAGAGUAACUGUAGAUGAGGAGCUACCCUCGGUAAAGGUGGCAUAUAAGUCUUUAACAAGAGAUAGUAAGAGGAAGCUCGAGGAGCUGUUACAGCAGUGGUCCAAGUGGCAUGCACAGCAUUGCUCGUCAUCAACUGAAUUGGGCAAUGCAUUGGAAUCUGGUGAAGAUACCUACUUUCCUGCUAUUCAAGUUGGUACAAAUAAGUCUUCUGCUGUGUCCUUUUGGAUGGAGAGCGAGACGAGGGAGAAUGUAAACAAGCUCAUUGAACCUGAUGAAAAAUUUGUUCCCCUUUAUGAUCGUGGAUUCUCGUUAGCAUUAACUUCAAUGGACGGUUCAAAUAAUCAGGGGAUACUGGAAGUAGGGGAAGGCUCCCGUUGUUUCAAUUGUGGUUCAUACAGCCAUUCGCUGAAGGAAUGCCCCAAGCCUCGUGAUAAUGCUGCUGUUAAUAAUGCUCGAAAGCAACACAUAUCUAGGCGGAAUCAAAAUGCCAGCUCCCGGAACCCAACUCGAUAUUACCAAAAUACUCCUGGUGGGAAGUAUGAUGGACUAAAACCAGGCACCCUCGAUCCUGAAACACGGAAGCUUUUAGGACUUGGGGAGCUUGAUCCACCUCCAUGGCUUAACAGAAUGCGACAAAUAGGGUAUCCACCUGCCUAUUUUGCUGUAGAAGAAGAAGACCAACCAUCAGGGAUUACGAUUUUUGGUGAUGAUGAAAUUAUAGAAGAUGGGGAGGAAGGAGAGAUUCUCGAGAACAGCUUUACUAAGCCAGACAAAAGAAUGAUUGUCAAAUUUCCUGGGGUGAAUGCACCAAUCCCCGAGAAAGCAGAUAAAAAGCUCUGGUCAACGCGUCCGGCGGAAUCUAGUUUGUACAGAGAUCGUUCCUCCAGCAGAUACAAUCAAACUCCGGAUUCUAGGAGCAGAGGUUAUUUUCAUGACCGGAGGCCGCCUUCAAGGGGUUUUGACGAUGAUGAACCCCCUCCUCCAGGCUGUGAAAAUGAAAGCCCCACGGCAUUUGGUAACUCGCGACGACAUAGUACAUCUGACUCUGCUUAUUACUCCCAACGAGAUAGUCUAGAACCAAGAAGUUCUAGUUUUGGAAGAUCCUUUUCAGAGAGAGGUAGAAGACACCCUUUGGACCGUGAUGGUUCUUUGCAUCAUUCUUAUGGUUAUUUGUCUAGCUCGUCACCCAGAUAA
Oldenlandia corymbosa var. corymbosa is the source of this 1605-nucleotide messenger RNA. NCBI's taxonomy places the organism in Eukaryota, Viridiplantae, Streptophyta, Magnoliopsida, Gentianales, Rubiaceae. The record is from the annotation of a GenBank genome assembly.